This is a messenger RNA of Gaeumannomyces tritici R3-111a-1, 1533 nucleotides long. Its product is annotated as SAM-dependent methyltransferase. NCBI's taxonomy places the organism in Eukaryota, Fungi, Ascomycota, Sordariomycetes, Magnaporthales, Magnaporthaceae. Bases 467 to 1426 code for a protein of 319 amino acids. The transcript has a single exon. The record is from RefSeq and is a predicted model, not a curated record.
CCAAUUGCGACUAAAAACAACACGAUCCGAGCUGUAGCUUUUUGUGCUCCCCUGCCGAGCCAACCCUGCGACUUCCAGAAAUGUCUCCAGAUGAGGCUCCGCGAUCAUGUUUUGACUUUUUGACGAGGUCUCAACUGCCGGGAAAAUGUAGCCUUGCCAAGGGCGAGAUUGAGGCUUGAGGCUUUCGUUUGCGUGCAACGUCGCCAGCCUGGUUGACUUGUGAGCUUGGUCCUGGGUUAUUGGGCUGAGUUACAUGUGGCCAAUCCAUGAACUCUGCUCUCGUUCAUCUUGAGUUGGGAUGAAGGAUACAAUUUAGCAGAGACGCAUCUCAAAAGGUCACAUGUCUUCACCCUCAAAAGAGAAGGGCUGUAGCUUCAGUCCCCAUUGAUCAGCACGUAGAUAGACGCCAAACCGCGAUUGUGUGAAGCCAUUGCAACGCAACAUCAUAAAAACAGCCCAGUUAAAAAUGGCAGACGAAACACCAGCCGCCCUGAUCCCGACCUCGCGUGCCGCGCAGAUCGCCAGCUACUCGCCCCUGCUCUCGGACCCGGUCAUAGAGGUGGCCCAAGCGAGGCACCGCAUCAACCUCGUCAACACAUUCGCCUCCAUCUCGCCCCUGCCACAGACCACCACCAGCGGCGUCCGCUUCCUCGAGGUAGGCUGCGGCCAGGGCAACUGCACCACCGUCCUCGCCGCCGCCGCCGGCCCUUCCGGCUCCGUGACGGCCCUGGACCCGGCCCCGCCCACCUACGGCGCGCCCUUCACCCUGGCGGGCGCGCAGGCCGUCGUGUCCGCGUCCGAGGUCGGCCCGCGCAUCACCUGGCACAACGCCACGACCCUCGACGCCCUGCUGCUCGCCGACACCGACACCGACACCGCCGCCGGGCCGGCAACCACCACCCGUUGUUGGGACGUGGCCGUGCUGGCCCACAGCGCAUGGUACUUUUCCUCCCCGCACACGCUGCGGGACACGCUGGCGGCGCUGCGCGGGCGGGUGGGCGCGGUCUGGCUGGCCGAGUACGCGCUGAGCGCCCGACGGCGGCCGGCCGCCUGGCCGCACGUGCUGGCGGCGCUGGCGCGCGGGUCGCUCGAGGCGCACCGCGAGAGCGGCGAGAACAUACAGACGCCGCUGAGCCCCCCGCAGAUCAGGGACGCGGCGGCCGCGGCCGGGUGGGGCGUGGCGGGCGAGGCCGUGCUGGUGCCCGACGAGGGCCUGCUGGACGGGAGGUGGGAGACGGGCGCCGUGGUGGGCGACGGCUUCCUAGCCGACGUGGACGCCGCCGGCAUCCGGAACGAGCGCGUCAAGGCUGUUCUGCGAUCCGCUCGGGAUGCGACCAUCGCCGCGAUGCAGGCGGUGGGGGGCGUGAAGAAGGUCGAGACGAUGGAUGUCUGGGUGGUCGUGCUGAAAGAGAGGUCGGGACAGUGACGAGAUUGACAACCACAAAAAAAAAACCAAAUCGUUUCUAGCUUUGACCGCAAAAAGUUCUAUGCUACGGUAACUCGUCUAAACAAAGGCAAAAACAUUUUCAAAAC